Messenger RNA from Lactuca virosa, 711 nucleotides. Lineage: Eukaryota; Viridiplantae; Streptophyta; Magnoliopsida; Asterales; Asteraceae. The record is from the annotation of a GenBank genome assembly.
AUGCAAGAAAAGUUCACAGAAAAAAUGGAGCAGUUGCAUACUGCAUAUCCGAAAAUGGGCAAAAGGUGUCAAAUGAUGGAACAAGAAAUUCAAAACUUAUCCAAAGAUAAACAAGAACUCCAAGAAAAUUUUUCUGAGAAAUCUAGGCAAAAGAGAAAACUGGAUGAGAUGUAUGACCAAUUGAGAAGUGAGUAUGAGUCGGUCAAACGGUCAGCCAUUCAACCUGCAAACAACUUCUUCUCAAGGGGUGGUGAUUCUGAUCUGUUUGCUAGUCCUGCUAACAUGAUGGAUAACAGAGAUUCCAUGAGGAAAGGUUUCCCGGAUUCUUCGGUUGCAACUGGCACCGGAUUCAUCCUGAGAUUGGUCUUUGCUACUGUUUAUUUGUCAUUGAAUAAAGGUGGAAAUGAUAAUGAUGUAUCAUCUGCAUCAAGGCUUUUGUCAUUGCGCACCCAUUUCUCUACAAAAAUGAUACGUAGAUAUGGAUCAUUGCAGCAUAUAAAAAAUGGAAGUAUUACAGACAUGGAAGAUUCUCUUCCUUUGCUUUUAGCAGAUAAAGAACGUAGUGAAACUGAAAAUUCAAAAAAACUCGAGGAAAUGGCCCACUUGCUGGAAAUCAUAAGAAACGUGCAACGUCGUCUUGCUACCAAAUUCAAAAAAAUCUGUUACACGAAUGGGGGACAGUUUGAAGCCAUUGGAAUUUAUGGAUCGUGA